AUGCGUAUUAGGACUCUGAUGACCGGAAUGGCGGCCAUGGACCUGGAUCAGGGGCGUCUGACGGCGACCACGGUGGGGCAGAUUGUAGGAUUGCAGUCCGAUGAGAUCAAACAGAUGGUGUCGGCAUACGCGGAGAAGCAAUCGGAGCUCAGCGCUGAGGAGAGACCUGAGAACAUGGGAGCCGCUCAGCAACACCGCAGGAAGGUGACCGCUCUGAACAAGCAGAUCACCCAGAGGAGUAAAACCCUGGAGCAGGUAACUGGCCCUGGCCUGGUGGAAUGGGGUGGAGCCUGGACCUGGGCUG
Messenger RNA from Nanorana parkeri, 304 nucleotides. RefSeq names its product coiled-coil domain-containing protein 93-like. NCBI's taxonomy places the organism in Eukaryota, Metazoa, Chordata, Amphibia, Anura, Dicroglossidae. Gene Ontology annotation, biological process: Golgi to plasma membrane transport. The record is from RefSeq and is a predicted model, not a curated record. The annotation marks the transcript as partial. The transcript is spliced from 3 exons.